ACUAACUUAGAUGAAGCUGCUCUGCUUGUAACCAAUUGGAGCCUAGAGGGAAUGCUGACUUAAUAAGCUUUAAAAGUAGUUGCACAGAAAGAGCAGCACACAACUGCUGCACAAAUACCCAGCCCUCUCUUAACUGCCCAGAGACGAUGGACGGGUUUUCCAGCUGCUUUAAAUCUAGGGGGAUGCUGCUCUUUCUGGUUUGUUUCCUCUGCUUUCUGGAGAUUAAUGAAGCUAAACCAAAGACACCAAGAGGAGUUGCAAUUCCUUUUGUAUUUGAUUCGAAAGCUGUUUGUGAACCUCCAUGCCAGCAUGCAGGAAUCUGCAUUAGAAAUAACACCUGCUUCUGUUUUAAAGGCUACGAGGGAGACCACUGCCAGUACGUCAAUUGUUACCCAAAGUGUAAAAAUGGAGGAGAAUGUCUUCGCCCCGGAAAAUGCAGAUGUCCAAAAGGCACUGGAGGCAAAUACUGCCAUGAAGUAACUUGUGAUGGAGGCUGCUGGAAUGGCGGUGAGUGCAUUCACAUGAAUGGCAUUGUAAAGUGUCUCUGUACCUCAAGCUGGACUGGGUCCAAGUGCCAAGAUGCGAUCUGUCCCCAGGGAUGCAGAAAUGGAGGAAGCUGUGUUGCACCAGGAAUCUGUAGCUGUCCAGAAGGCUGGAUUGGAGGAGCAUGUCAUAUAGGUACAUUUUCUUCCAAAGAUUUUAUGUCUUUUACUUACACAAUAUAG
Molecule: messenger RNA, 725 nt
Organism: Polypterus senegalus (gray bichir)
Lineage: Eukaryota; Metazoa; Chordata; Cladistia; Polypteriformes; Polypteridae
Gene: seraf
Product: von Willebrand factor D and EGF domains
Exons: 4
Coding region: 147-725 (192 amino acids)
Biological process (GO): anatomical structure development
Cellular component (GO): extracellular region; cell surface
Molecular function (GO): signaling receptor binding
Source: RefSeq, a predicted model, not a curated record